This is a messenger RNA of Rhipicephalus sanguineus (brown dog tick), 1722 nucleotides long. RefSeq names its product beta-alanine transporter. NCBI's taxonomy places the organism in Eukaryota, Metazoa, Arthropoda, Arachnida, Ixodida, Ixodidae. Gene Ontology annotation, biological process: transmembrane transport. Gene Ontology annotation, cellular component: membrane. The record is from RefSeq and is a predicted model, not a curated record. The transcript has a single exon. Gene Ontology annotation, molecular function: transmembrane transporter activity. The coding region runs from base 1 to 1722 and encodes 573 amino acids.
AUGAGCAGGCAAGCAAGCAAGAUUGCCCAGCAGAACAUUGGCAACUGUCACAGGAGCUUGGCGGCCGACAGAAAUACCGGGAGUGUAAAAAAGACCGAGGUGGCGUGCUCCGACGAGCCUCCAUUCGGCGACGGUCGCGUACAGCUCGUGAGCCUGCUCAACGCAGCGGUCGCGGCGGCGGUAUACAUACUACACUACGAAAGCUUCAGGGUCACCGCCGGCGUCAUGGACCACUGGUGCAGCCGCCCCGAGGAAUUCGCCAACCUCAGCGUCAAGCAGUGGAAGGAGCUGGCCAUUCCCGUCGAGGAGGACGGCGUCUACAGCCGCUGCACGAUGCGCGAACCGCCUUUCGGCGGCGCGAACAACCGAGUCAUUCCCUGCGCUUCCUGGGAGUUCGACCUAGACAAGUACGGGAAGAACAUAGUCAGCGAGUGGGCGCUGGUCUGCGACCGAGCGUGGCUCAUCACGCUAGCCAGGCUCGUCUACGCCGCCGCCUGCAUCGUCUUCACGCCGCUGGUGUCCAGGCUCGCAGACCACGUUGGUCGCAAGCUGAUCGUUUUCAGCAUCAUUCCGGUUGUGCUCAUUACGGGCGUCGCCAGCGCCCUCCCGAACGACUUCCACUUUUUCGUCACCGUCCGCGCCGUCGUGUCGGCGGCGACUAGCAGCACAGUGCCGCCGGUAUUCGCGAUCCUCUGGGAAGUGAGCCCGCCGCGCAAGGCGCCCUUGUACUGCGUCGUCGCCAUUCUGGCCACGGUGGUCGUUGCCGACAGCGCAGUGUCGGCCGCGGAAGUGGUCAAGACCGGCUGGGCCACGCUUCAGCUAAUCCUAAUGGUGCCGACGUUUCUGCUGGUCGCGUUGUAUUUCACAUUUGAGGACUCUCCCAACUGGCUCGUGGCCACCGGCCGCGUGGGAGAAGCCGAACGGGUAUCGGUGCACCUGGCCAAGUCCAACGGAGUGACCGCGACUCGCUGCCGCGAACUGUUCGCCCUGCAGCUCAGGACGCGGCCGCGUGAUGAGGUAGAGACGGUAAAACAGAGCAACCCCUGCGGCCCGCGCCUCAGAAGCCGGACCGUUCUGCUCUUAUACAUGUGGAUAGUGUUCAGCUACGCGCAGGACAGCUACGUCACCAACGACGGAAUACCCAUGAGUGGCCCGGCAAAGCUUAUCGCCGCUGUCAUGUCCCUCAGCGUGUGCCUCUUGUUCACACGCUGGGUGCUUCAUUACGGCCCCAAACGCACCGUCGUCGCCAGCGGGCUCGUCUUCAGCGCCUCGUUGGCCGCCAUUACUGCCACUCCCGCGGACGAAGAGACGGUCCUACGCAAUGUGCUCAUCAUCCUCCUAAAUGUGAGCGGCUACAGCAUCCUCUCGAACUUCGGUAUGUUGACCCUCCAUCUGUACCCCGUCACUGCACGUUCCGUUGCCUUAGCCAACGCGAUCGCCUCCACCCGGGUGGGCGACACCUUAGCGCAGAUGAGCACCGCUCUCAUCGGGCCUGGGUGGCACACGGGAAGUGGCCUCGUCAUCGCCGCUGUGACUAUGGCGCUAUUCGUGAUAGCCGGCGAGCACCUUCCCGACGAGCACAGGACGGGUGCUUCCGCCGUGCCUCCAAGUCGCAGGCGCAGCUCUGCUGGCGAAGAACUAAGGCGGGCUUUUCGUGAGACUCUCAAGCCGCUGCACAUUAAACGCGCGAAGCAGGGUGACAGGAAGCCACGUAAAAAUUAA